This is a messenger RNA of Ooceraea biroi (clonal raider ant), 587 nucleotides long. Its product is annotated as acylphosphatase-1. Gene Ontology annotation, molecular function: acylphosphatase activity. The record is from RefSeq and is a predicted model, not a curated record. NCBI's taxonomy places the organism in Eukaryota, Metazoa, Arthropoda, Insecta, Hymenoptera, Formicidae.
AGCAGUAUAGUCGCUGGCGGCUCGCGAACCAGCGACAUCUGAGUCGAAUAGUCGUCUCGGGGAACGCUUCGAUCGAAUUCAACAGGAACAUCGAAUGAUCGCGUUCACUCUCCUCGCGUGUUUACUGCUUCCGUCGUUGUCCCGCGAGAAGUUGCCGCUGUCGGCGGAAAACAGCUCGAAAAUGGCAAGGAUGCUCGCGGUAGACUUCGAGGUUUUCGGCAUCGUGCAAGGUGUCUUCUUCAGAAAGUACACGCAAAAGCGCGGUCAGGAGCUUGGAUUGAAAGGAUGGUGCAUGAAUACUCCAGACGGUACCGUGAUCGGGCAUUUGGAGGGCGAGAAGGCUCAGGUCGAGGAAAUGAAACAAUGGCUCCGUCACACGGGAAGUCCUCAGUCGCGGAUCGACAAGGCAGAGUUCCGCAACGAGAAGGAGAUUACGCAGCUGUCAUUCUCGAACUUUCAAAUACGAAAGUAGAGGAUCGUCCGAUCCAGCGAAAGAAGCGAUAACCGACUAAUUAACUAGGACAGAACUUGAGCGAUCGCUUGUAACGAGAGAUCGAUAUUUAAAUAAAUGUAAUUUCUAAUGAAAU